AUGCCACAAUUAACUGAAAUUGACUACAGUUUCAAUCAAAUUCAAGACGUAAGUUUUAACCGAUUCACAAAAUCCAAUCACAUUUUGUCGGUGGACUUUUCAAAUAAUCACAUUUGGAAUAUGGAUUGGAGGUCGUUUGCAAAUUUAAAACAACUUGAGACAUUGGAUUUGAGCCACAAUCACCUCAGAUAUUUUAGUGACGCUGUGUUUUCAGGCAAAGAAAAUUUAAAAUUGUUGUACUUGAAUAAUAAUCCUUUGGAAACGUUGGAUUUGAGCAACACUAAACUUGAGAGCAAGGAUAGUUUAGUGUUGGCAAACGAUCAGAAAUUGAAAGAACUGUACUUGGGCGGCAGUCUAUUGAAGGAAUUGAACUGGGAUUUCAUUGCCAAACUUGAUGGUUUGGAAAUAUUCGAUAUGAGCAACACCCGAAUCAUAGAGAUUGAUGACGACUGUUUCGUGAACAGUUCAGAUAUGAAGGAGCUGUACUUGAGUGGCAUUCCACUGAGGCAAAUCAGCUGCAACGUAUUUGCGUCACUAUCCAAUCUUCAAACGCUGGACCUGAGUAACACUGAAAUCGAAGACCUUUCUGAUGACUGUUUUGUAAACAAUCCAAAUAUGAGUGUGUUAAACUUGACCAAUAAUUUAUUGGCAGAAAUCGACUCCGUGAAGAUGGAUCUUGCUUCUCUACAAAUACUGAAUUUAGUCGGCAACAAACUAACCAAACUUGGCAUGGUUAUUUCAAUCAAUUUACCGAACCUCAAAUCACUUAAAAUUGCAGAAAAUCCUUUCGAUUCCACAUAUUUGUACGAUACUAUGAACGAAUGGGUAAAGAAUGGUCUAAGGAUUGAUGUAGAACUUAUUGAGCCUACUAUGGAAUAA
This is a messenger RNA of Sitodiplosis mosellana (orange wheat blossom midge), 879 nucleotides long. Its product is annotated as leucine-rich repeat-containing protein let-4-like. Gene Ontology annotation, cellular component: extracellular matrix. The record is from RefSeq and is a predicted model, not a curated record. The transcript is spliced from 3 exons. Gene Ontology annotation, molecular function: protein binding. Lineage: Eukaryota; Metazoa; Arthropoda; Insecta; Diptera; Cecidomyiidae. Bases 1 to 879 code for a protein of 292 amino acids.